Protopolystoma xenopodis is the source of this 534-nucleotide messenger RNA. The record is from the annotation of a GenBank genome assembly. Lineage: Eukaryota; Metazoa; Platyhelminthes; Monogenea; Polystomatidea; Polystomatidae.
AUGCCUGCGAGAUUGGGUCUCCCGACCUCCCCCCCCUCCCCUCGUGUUGGACACAAUUGGCACUGCCUCGACUCGUCUUCGUCUUCGUCCGAUGGGCGAUUGCAGUCGCAGACUGCACAAGGUUGCACUCGGAGUUGCCGCUAUGGUACCGACAUUUUGCGCGUGGAGAGGGUGUAUUUUGGGCAGAAGUGUCUCUUGACAGACACACACUCGGUUGGCUUGUGCCGAAAGCCGGUUUCCGUUUGUAAGUUGGCUUUCGCGACAAAACACGAUGCGCUCGAAGGUGACGAUCGGGAAAGUCUGCCUCGUCGGGCUCACGACAUGUUUGCCGGCGGUACCGUCAACGAUGGCUCGUUGAGGUGCUCCACAAUCCGAUCAGUUGCCAUGGCAUUUCACACGGUCUUCUAUGCCGCAAAGGGGAGCUACAGUUUCGUCGUGGGAUUGUUGACGAGGCAAAGCAAUCGACUGGGCCUCGGUGAAUCUCAUGACAUUGCGAGAAAGUGCAUGAAGAAGAGAUUUCGGUCGUGUUCAUGA